AUGUUUCAUUUUGUCUCUACAGGUUGCAGUGUUGUCAUUGCCUCUCGUAAAUUUGACCGAUUAAAAGCUGCUGCAGAAGAACUGAAUAAUACUUUUUCUUCCAUGAGUCCUGCCAAAGUGACUCCCAUACAGUGCAAUAUCCGCAAAGAAGAUGAGGUAGAAGCUUUGGUGAAGUCUACACUGAGUCUGCAUGGGAAGAUUGACUUCCUGGUGAAUAAUGGAGGGGGCCAAUUCGCAAGUCCUUCUGAAGCCAUCCAUGCAAAAGGCUGGAAUGCUGUGAUAGACACAAAUCUGACAGGGACCUUCUACUGCUGCAAAGCAGUGUACAAUGCCUGGAUGCAGGAACAUGGAGGAGUCAUUGUCAACAUUACUGCUGCCGUGAGAAAUGGGUUUCCUGGAUUGUCGCAUACAGGAGCUGCAAGAGCCGCAGUGAAUAACCUAACCAAGACUUUAGCUUUAGAAUGGGCCCACAGCGGAGUAAGAAUCAACAGCAUUGCUCCUGGAAUAGUGUUUUCAGAAACUGCUGUUGCAAACUAUGGAGAAGAAGGUACAAUUAUGUGGUUAAAGAGCAUACCAAACAUUCCUGCCAAGAGGUUUGCAGUUCCUGAAGAGAUCUCUCCUGCAGUGUGUUUCCUACUGUCUCCAGCUGCUUCUUACAUAACUGGGAUAACCAUGGUCGUGGAUGGUGGCCGAAGUUUAUACAGCAAUGUCCUAGAUAUACCUGAUCAUGACAGAUGGCCCUCACCACCAGAAGGAAAAAAUUCUGAAAUGCUUAAAAAGUUUCUUUCUGGCAAGUUCAAGCCAAAGCUGUAA
Molecule: messenger RNA, 813 nt
Organism: Cariama cristata (Red-legged seriema)
Lineage: Eukaryota; Metazoa; Chordata; Aves; Cariamiformes; Cariamidae
Gene: PECR
Product: peroxisomal trans-2-enoyl-CoA reductase
Exons: 7
Coding region: 1-813 (270 amino acids)
Biological process (GO): phytol metabolic process
Cellular component (GO): peroxisome
Molecular function (GO): trans-2-enoyl-CoA reductase (NADPH) activity
Source: RefSeq, a predicted model, not a curated record